GACAACGUCCUCCUCCUGGCUGUCCAGCUCCCGCGCCUGUCCUCAAAAACCUGGCCGCCCUGCCUCAGGUCCUGGCCCUCAACAACCUGGCCGCCCUGCACCAGGUCCUGGUCCUCCACACCUGGUCGUCCUGCCCCUGGUCCUGGACCUCACAACCUGGCCGUCCUGCCCCAGGUCCUGGUCCUCAACAACCUGGUCGUCCAGCCCCAGGUCCUGGCCCUCAACAACCUGGUCGCCCUGCUCCUGGCCCCGGACCCGACAGCAACCUGGAAGACCUGGACAGAACCACACACCCGAACCUCAAGGACCAUCGGGACCACAAUAUCCCAGAACCAUCAUCUAGCCAACCCAAACCAAGCUAUCCUUCCACCAACCACAACAGCCAUCAUAUCCUGGAAGCCAACACGAAACCUCAACAGCCAUCAUACCCUGGUCCACAGAAACCAUCAUACCCCGGUUCACAAACCACCCAACCCCAGCGGCCAUCAUACCCCGUUCACAACCACCCACCCCAGCGGCCAUCAUAUCCUGGAUCACAGACAACACAACCACAGAAGCCUUCAUAUCCCGCUCUCAAACUACCCGACCUCAACAACCAUCCUAUCCUGGAUCACAGACUACGCGACCCCACAGCCCUCGUACCCUGGCCCACAAAAGCCCUCAUAUCCAGGAACAGCCCUGGUACCGGUGAGGAUUCCGGUUCACUGGGACCCGAUGUUACAACUACAAUAAACCCAGCAAACCAUUCAAGUACUAAGGUCGACCAGUUCUAA
Musca domestica (house fly) is the source of this 773-nucleotide messenger RNA. RefSeq lists its product as uncharacterized. NCBI's taxonomy places the organism in Eukaryota, Metazoa, Arthropoda, Insecta, Diptera, Muscidae. The transcript has 2 exons. The record is from RefSeq and is a predicted model, not a curated record. The annotation marks the transcript as partial.